AUUGUUUUUGGGCAACAACAAAAAAUUUUUAAAUUAAUCUUUUUACCCUCCCCCUUUCCUUCCUACAUGUGUGGAAAGUUUCAUUAAAAUCAGAAUUUUCGAGUUUGCGAGGUUUCCUUGUGAGUGAACAUACUUGUAUCUACUUAUACUGUGGUUUAUACUGUGCUCUAGUCUUGAUGUUUGGAGUUUCCCUUCUAUUACUUUUAAGUGAAUCUCGGUAGAUGCUCGGCACAUCAGCACGUGAAUUAUUUUGGCAGCAGAAGGCAGUGAAAGGUAGUAGCAGAUGCGGGGGUUGUGCAAGAUUUUUUGAAGAGAUGCAUUAAGGAUUUUUUAAAUUUGUUGAGGUAAUGUAUUGAACAACGGAGCAAACACAAGACAGAAUGCAUUGGGUCAAGAUCUCGUGUAUCUUGUGCAUGUUUGGAUGCUUUAAGGACUUUCGACCCUCUGAAUCAUUUGUGACCGAUUAUUUGACCGGGCCAUGGAAGAAUUUUACAUCUGACGAAGUGAAUCAACAUAUCUAUCCUGUGGCUACGUACAGCUACUUGGCAACGCUGAUACUUGUCUUCUUGGUCACAGACUUCGUCAGAUAUAAACCUAUUAUUGUAUUAUGCGGCAUUUCUGGCAUCAUCACGUUCCUCAUGAUAAUACUUGGCAAAACUGUGAUAGUAUUCCAAAUCGUGGAAUUUUUUUAUGGCCUGUUUUUCUCCACAGAAGUAGCCUAUUAUACUUAUAUAUACGCCAAAGUGGACAAAAAACAUUAUCAAGAGGUGACGGGGCAUACUAAAGCGGCUACGUUGUUUGGCCGUAGUAUGUCUGGCAUUGUAGCACAAUUAACGGCUUCCUUCGAUUUACUCAAUUAUCAUCAGCUCAAUUUUAUAACUCUUUCAGCCUGCAUUUUCGCAACGGUCUGGUCGCUUUUUCUGCCUUCUGUAAAUCAGUCUAUGUACUUCCAUCACACAAGCAGCGUUUCCGACGAGGAGCAAGGGAAAGGGGCACUCGAUCAUCAGUCGCGACAUUCAAGUAAUCUGCGAAAAUCAUCGCCCAGUGUCGAGAAUGGCAAAAUAAGGAGUUGCUGCUUCGUAUUGUCAGGUGCGUCGUUGCUUUGCAAGAUCGGAAACGCUUAUGCGCUGCUGUGGAAACACUUUGUGAAGGCUUAUACCAAUUAUCGUGUGGCGAAGUGGUCGGUCUGGUGGGCACUAGCCACCUGCGGCUAUCUGCAAGUCAUCAACUACAUUCAGCUGCUGUGGCAGACAGCGGUGGAGCCAGAGGACAGGAUUUAUAACGGUGCCGUGGACUUCAUCUAUGCAAUCGUAGGUGCGGUGACCGUAUUUUGUGUAGGAAGGGUACAGUUAAAUUGGACCCUAUUAGGUGACCUGACAUUGUCUAUUUUCUCACUGCUGGAAGGCGGUAUACUAUUAGGAUGUUCUUAUAGCUACAACAUUUGGCUUCUGUAUUUUGGUUACGUCAUUUUUGGUGUAAUUUACCACACCAUGGUCACUGUUGCAAGCUUCGAAGUCGCCAAAUGUAUAUCCGAGGAUAGCUACGGCCUUGUGUUCGGGAUGAAUACAUUCUUCGCGUUAUUAACGCAGAGCAUAUUGACGCUCGUGGUCGUCAAUACGCUCAUGCUAAAUAUUAGACAACAGUUUUUCGUCUACGGCAGCUACUUCCUGAUUCUAGCCGUAGUAUACAUUGUGAUGGGCAUCGUUAAUAUCGUGCAACAUUAUCGAAGCGCUGCAGGUUUCCACGUAUGGAUCAGCAGUGACGAUAAAUUUCCAUCUGCGAGUGAUGCGAGUAACAUUGAGCUGUCCAAGCACGAGCGUAAUGGCAGUUGAAAUAAAUGAAUUUUAGCUGACAAUUCAACUUGUAGCUUGAAUUAUGUAUACGGUUUUUUAAUCGUUGAAUUAGUCCACGCCGCGAUUAUUGUUUUUAUAUAAGACACUUUCUGUUAUUUUCGCGGCGUGUUGUUCCUGAGAAUUUUAUAUAUAGGAACUUAUUGUUGUAUAUACAGUAUACAUAUGCACAGUAUUAAAUUGCUAAAUUCUUAUUUAUAAAAUUUUUUUAUAAAUAAGUAUUUUUAUAUAUAGAAUCAAGAUACUUUGUAUUAAGAAGGUUCGCCUAUUAGUCGAAAGUCAACUUAGAGUCUUAAUUUUUUUAUAUGAUUUACACAAACACUUUACACAAAUAAUCCCAAAAGUUGAGCAAUAUUGACCGUAUAGUUUUUUUGUAAUAUUAUUCAGAAGUUGACCACUUUGAGCCUAUCGCCUCAUGAGAAACGGUCGCUCUGAUGAGGUAAAUGAUCACUGAUUUAGUACACACUUAGCCAACUUAGGACUUUGAAAAACUAGCAUUUGACAGAUGAAACAUCAAGGAUUGCAUAAAAACUUUAAAAAUAAGAUUUUACUGUGUAGAUUUAAAGCUUUAUUGCCACAAAGUUUAUUUUUACCUCAUGGAUCGAAUUAGUAAUGACAGACGUUGCCAUUAUUGGCAACGCAACAGCUGUUGCGAACCCAACCUCACAAACAGGGACCGUAUUCUCGAGCCUGUUCGCAUGCGACUUUCUAUUUGAAAAGUAUUGAAUUUCGCAUGCGAGUUUCAUGAAAACGAUUCGAGAAUAGUGUUCGACUUUAGUGUUAAAGAUGUAUGUCGCUAUAGCUAUAUGUAGUAUAAUUUUGUUUUCUUGAUUAAACAGUGUAGAGCUAAUCUCAGAAAUUAUUCAUAAACAACAUGGUAUCAUUAGGACAGAAAAAGCGUAAAAAUCGCAAUUUUGUCCCAUUUUGAUCGCAAAUUUAACACAGGUUUUUGGGAUAUAUAAGUGCACAAUCUCUGUAAAUUUCAGCUUUAUCCCUUUAUUUUGACAUAACCGACAUAUAUCUUUAACUACUAAUCAUGAAUUCACGACACGCAAUCAUCAAUGUAUUAGUCAUUUUAAGUCUUUAGUAUUCUCUGACAAUUGUUCAUAUAGGUUUUUAUAAAUUAUUUGUAAUUUAUACUUUACUUUAUAAUGUUGGAUAAUAAGUAUUUGAUAACGAUUCCCGAGUCGUUGACGCUCUCAUACGUCGGCAUAUAUUUGUUAAUAUUCUAUACACUAAUAAUUUACGAAGAAUAUAGCACAUAACUAGCAUCUACAAUUCAUUAUACUAAUAUUGCAUAUAUAAUUCGGGAUCGCUGUAAUGACUUAUUAUUCAAUCGCAUUUUUGACUUUAGAAUAAGUAGUAGGCGAACCUCCUUAAGUAACCGAAGAUUCUCCGUUUUUCUACUGUUUUUUAUCGUUAAAACACAAGUAGUUUUAAAAUUCUUCUCUUCAAUAGGGACUUUUUAAAAGAACUUGUUUUGGAAGGAAGAAGUGCAAUAAAAUCAAUUACCAUUCUAACACUUCAAGACUGUCUAGCUUCAAUUUUUAUUAGACAGCUUCAAUGCAUCAAUCUAGUAUUAUUGUCAUGACGAAAAAGAGUGAAUAAUAAACGCUAUUUACAUUAA
This is a messenger RNA of Temnothorax curvispinosus, 3477 nucleotides long. RefSeq names its product thiamine transporter 2-like. The transcript has 7 exons. Gene Ontology annotation, biological process: transmembrane transport; vitamin transport. Gene Ontology annotation, molecular function: vitamin transmembrane transporter activity. The record is from RefSeq and is a predicted model, not a curated record. Bases 381 to 1832 code for a protein of 483 amino acids. Lineage: Eukaryota; Metazoa; Arthropoda; Insecta; Hymenoptera; Formicidae. Gene Ontology annotation, cellular component: plasma membrane.